CGAGUCUCAAUGAUUUACUGAGACACAGUCUCAUACAAUUGCCUGGCCCGUGGAAGCUUAACAACAUAGUUCAGAUCCUCUCCACCAUGGGACGACUCAUGAUAGCUGCGUUGCUUUGUGUCAUGAUAAGCCAGGGGUUUUGUUCUGGGGUUUUCGAGUUAAAGUUGCAGGAGUUUCUGAACAAGAAAGGGGUGACAGGCAACGCAAACUGCUGUACAGGAUCCGCGCCAGAGGCUCAGCAGUGUGAAUGCAGAACCUUUUUUAGGAUUUGCCUGAAACACUACCAAGCCAAUGUAUCUCCAGAUCCUCCAUGCACCUACGGUGGCGCAGUUACACCAGUGCUCGGAUCAAACUCCUUCCAAGUUCCCGAGAGCUAUCCUGACAGCUCGUUCACCAACCCCAUCCAGUUCUCAUUUGGAUUCACAUGGCCGGGAACUUUUUCGCUGAUUAUCGAAGCGUUGCACACCGAUUCCAACGACGAUCUGUCGACAGAAAACCCAGAGCGUCUGAUCAGUCGUAUGACCACCCAGAGGCACCUAACAGUGGGCGCGGAAUGGUCCCAGGAUCUACAGGUUGGUGGGAGGACAGAGCUGAAGUACUCCUACAGAUUCGUUUGUGAUGAGCAUUACUACGGCGAGGGCUGCUCGGUCUUCUGCCGUCCCCGCGACGACACUUUCGGCCACUUCACCUGCGGAGAGCGCGGAGAAAUUAUCUGCAACUCCGGAUGGAAAGGACAGUACUGCACAGAAUCAAUCUGUCUUUCGGGAUGUGAUGAAGACCAUGGCUUUUGCGACAAACCUGGUGAAUGCAAAUGCAGAGUGGGAUUUAGUGGGAAGUACUGUGAUGACUGCAUCCGCUAUCCGGGCUGCUUGCAUGGCACCUGCCAACAGCCAUGGCAAUGCAGCUGCCAAGAGGGUUGGGGAGGCCUCUUCUGUAACCAAGAUCUCAAUUACUGCACACAUCACAAACCCUGCCAGAAUGGGGCCACUUGCACCAACACUGGCCAGGGAAGCUACACCUGCUCAUGCAGACCUGGCUUCACUGGGGACAGCUGUGAGAUUGAGGUCAACGAAUGCUCUGGCAGCCCGUGCAGAAAUGGAGGCAGUUGCACUGAUCUUGAAAACACCUACAGCUGCACGUGUCCUCCUGGUUUCUAUGGAAGAAACUGCGAGCUGAGUGCCACGACUUGCGCCGACGGCCCCUGCUUCAACGGUGGACGCUGCGCUGACAACCCCGAAGGAGGAUACUUCUGUCAGUGCCCGACGAGCUACGCUGGGUUCAGCUGUGAAAAGAAGAUUGAUCACUGCAGCUCCAACCCUUGCUCAAACGGGGCUCAAUGUCUAGAUCUCGUGGACUCCUAUCUUUGUCAGUGUCCUGAGGGUUUCACUGGAACGCACUGUGAAGACAACAUUGACGAGUGUGCCAACUAUCCCUGCCAGAACGGAGGCACGUGCCAAGACGCACUCAACGACUACACCUGCACCUGCCCGCCUGGAUACACCGGGAAGAACUGCACCUCUGCGGUCAACCAGUGCGUCCACAACCCAUGUCACAACGGUGCCACUUGUCACGAGAGGGACGGCCGCUAUGUGUGCGCUUGCAUCCCGGGUUACGGAGGACGUAACUGUCAGUUCUUGCUCCCAGAGAACCCACGGGGACAAGCCGUUGAGGGAGCCGACAAAAGAUACUCUUAUGAUGAGGACGAUGGUGCCUUUCCUUGGAUGGCGGUUUGUGCUGGGAUUAUAUUAGUGCUUUUAGUCCUGAUCGGCAGCGCCAUCUUGGUCGUCUACAUCCGUCUUAAGCUGCAGCAGAGGAGCCAGCAGAUCGAUAGCCAUAGCGAAAUCGAGACCAUGAAUAACCUGACCAAUAACUGCAGCCGAGACAAGGACUUGUCCGUAAGCGUCAUCGGAUCCACGCAAGUGAAGAACAUCAACAAGAAAGUGGACUUUCAGAGCGAUGCCGCAGGCGGGGAAAAAAACGGAUUCAAAUCUCGUUACUCGCUAGUGGAUUACAAUCUUGUUCAUGAGCUGAAGCAGGAGGACUUGGGAAAAGAGGACUCUGAGAAGAGCGAAGAAACAAAAUGCGAGGCUCUCGAUUCCGACUCAGAGGAGAAACACAGGCAUCAUUUAAAAAGCGAUUCUUCAGAGAGGAAACAUACAGAAUCAUUGUGCAAAGACACAAAGUACCAGUCAGUCUUUGUUUUAUCAGAGGAGAAGGAUGAAUGUAUUAUUGCAACCGAGGUGUAACACCACAAUGGAGCUGUAGCUCGUCUCGUUCUACAGGAGGUUUUACUCCAGUAAUGCUGCUCAAACCAGAGGGAAUGUUUCCUUCAUGUGACUGCUGCUGUGAAACUUAUGUUGAAGGUGAUAUUCAGAAUGAGCUGGUUCUCAACUGAAGUAAACACAGUGACUGCAGGAAAGGACGUUGGGCCAUACUGGCUCGGACUCUCAAAGUUUGUUUCCCAGGAACGUGCCAAAUGGACUGCUGCACUUCCUGUAGGGACGGUUUUACCUCAUUGCACUAUGAUGGGUUGUAUUUUUAAUGUAUUUAACACACAAUUGAAUCGGAUACUGUGUAUGCAUAUGCACUGACUGCAGUGUGUAUCUGGAAGUUCUCUGAUCAUUACAUAGAUCAGAAGAGGAAAAACACUGCCAUCAAUUAUGUUUGUGACUGAUUUGUUUUUUUUGAAAGCUUGUAUUUCUUUUAUUUAAGCGUUAUUUGUGAUCAGCGUGUUUGUGGUUUCUUUUCCCGUGUGUUUGAAGUUUGAUGUAAUUUAAAAUCUCUUUCAUUUUGCAAAUUUGUCUAUUGUAAAUAAGGCACUUCGGGUCGAUGUGACUGUUUUCUAAUGUAAAUGUAUUUAAACAUGCUGUCAAAAUUUACAGGAAUUGUUUUUAUGACCGUUG
Molecule: messenger RNA, 2903 nt
Organism: Sinocyclocheilus anshuiensis
Lineage: Eukaryota; Metazoa; Chordata; Actinopteri; Cypriniformes; Cyprinidae
Product: delta-like protein D
Exons: 11
Coding region: 87-2246 (719 amino acids)
Biological process (GO): multicellular organism development; Notch signaling pathway; cell communication
Cellular component (GO): membrane
Molecular function (GO): calcium ion binding
Source: RefSeq, a predicted model, not a curated record